Molecule: messenger RNA, 515 nt
Organism: Pteronotus mesoamericanus
Lineage: Eukaryota; Metazoa; Chordata; Mammalia; Chiroptera; Mormoopidae
Product: histone deacetylase complex subunit SAP18-like
Exons: 1
Coding region: 28-489 (153 amino acids)
Biological process (GO): negative regulation of DNA-templated transcription
Cellular component (GO): nucleus
Molecular function (GO): transcription corepressor activity; transcription factor binding
Source: RefSeq, a predicted model, not a curated record
GAGCAUCUCGCGAGCCACAGGAGGAAGAUGGCGGUGGAGUCGUGCGUCACCCAGGAGGAAAUUAAGAAGGAGCCAGAGAAGCCAAUCGACCGGGAGAAGACGUGCCCUCUGUUGCUGCGCGUCUUCACCACCAACAACGGGCGCCACCACCGCAUGGAUGAGUUCUCUCGCAGGAACGUGCCUUCUAGCGAGCUACAGAUCUACACCUGGAUGGAUGCCACCUUGAAAGAACUGACUAGUUUAGUAAAAGAAGUCUACCCAGAAGCUAGGAAGAAGGGCACGCACUUCAAUUUUGCAAUUGAUUUUACGGAUAUUAAAAGACCUGGCUAUCGAGUAAAGGAGAUUGGCAGCACCAUGUCCGGGAGAAAGGGGACUGAUGAUUCCAUGACCCUGCAGUCUCAGAAGUUUCAGAUAGGAGAUUAUCUGGACAUAGCAAUCACCCCUCCGAAUCGGGCACCACCUCCUUCAGGGCGCAUGAGACCAUAUUAAAUUUUGUUGACUGUUAAAAAAAAAAA